AUGUCUAAUCCUAUAUUGGAAAAGUCUUUAGAUGAAAUCAUUGGCGAAAAAAAGCCAGCCAAAAAAUUUCCUAGUGGGCCAAAAAGAGGUAACUCAAGAAUCAAUAAGCCACAUCAAAGACCAAAAGGUCCACAUGGAAGAAGAAAUGAUAGACCAAGACCGUCAAGUUCGGUUCCAAGAGAAGUUACAGCUAUUUCUAAGUCCAGACCUAUUCUCAGAGUCAAGAAUAUCCACCCAGAUUUAAAUGGAGAAGAUUUAUCUAAUUUAUUCGAUGGAGUCGCUCCUGUCGAGUUUGUCAAAUUUGAUCCUAGAAAGGAUGAUGUUGCAUAUGUUUGCUUCCAAUACGACCAUAAUAAAAAUAAUUCCAUAGCCAUUUCCAGAUUUGACGGAAGAAAGGCUAUGGGUGAAAACUUGGUCGUAGAAAGUGCCACAUCAUUGGCAGACCGUAUAGUUGUUCCCAAGGGAAGCCAACAAGGUCCAAGAAAUGCUGCAUCAGGAGGCAAGCCACAUAGUGCGUUGAAGAAGAAGCAAAAGCCUCAAAAGAAGUCCAUUGACACAUUGGAUGAAGAACUUUCGGCGUAUAUGUCCGGUAAGAGUGAGGAAGAAUUGAAAAGAGAAUCAAAAGUCAGCAAGCUUGAUAAUGAAAUGGAAAAUUAUUGGAAUAAGAAAGAUGAAAAUGAUUCUAAUGGAAAUGAAAAUCCAAAUGAUCAGCCUGUGGAUACAGCAGACGAAAUGAAAUUGGAUUAA
Molecule: messenger RNA, 747 nt
Organism: Debaryomyces fabryi
Lineage: Eukaryota; Fungi; Ascomycota; Pichiomycetes; Serinales; Debaryomycetaceae
Exons: 2
Coding region: 1-747 (248 amino acids)
Molecular function (GO): RNA binding
Source: RefSeq, a predicted model, not a curated record